This is a messenger RNA of Aspergillus niger, 444 nucleotides long. RefSeq lists its product as hypothetical. The record is from RefSeq and is a predicted model, not a curated record. The transcript has 2 exons. Lineage: Eukaryota; Fungi; Ascomycota; Eurotiomycetes; Eurotiales; Aspergillaceae. Bases 1 to 444 code for a protein of 147 amino acids.
AUGUCCACCUCCCUCCUCUCCCUCCUCGUCUUCCACGGCUCCCCCCUCGACUUCAUCAAAUACCGCCACGCCGUGCUCCUCCUGACCUACCCGGACAACCAGCAAAGCAUGUUCCACAUCAUCGGACCGCCCGGGGAGUUCAAGUUCGUCGAAGUAACUGGGGCGAAUCCCACGCAGAGCGCAAAGCUAGAGAGGAAUAUCCCUGUCGCGAAUGUAAGUGCUUCUAUCUCUAGGGAGAUGAUCAGGGAUGCGUGCGCAAGGGUGAAAGUGCGGAAUGAUGUCCCCGGGUGGAAUUGUCAGAAUUGGGUCGGGGAGGCGCUGACUGAGUUGGUGAAGAUUGGGUGCUGUACGGAGAUGCAGAGGGGCGUUGCUGUGGAUGGGAUGGUGGAUGCGUGUUUGGAGGCGAGGGAUGAGAGAUGGGAUGGUGUCGAGAGGGCUCCAUGA